GCGCAGUGAGGAAACCCCCUCUGCAGCUCCGCCACAGAUCUCCUCUUGUAGCACACGCUCAUCUUCAGUAGACACUGUGUACACUGUCGAGACGGUCAGUCGGUACCGUACGUCGCCCUCACAUUCGACCGUGUACCCCAAACAACGAGCGGCACGGACUGCAUGCGUCCACGGCAAACGGAGUGUUCCUGAGGAGACGUGAGUGUCUGUACUUUUCCCGGGUGUUUUCCUCCCCGGAGGGCUGCAGGGUCCCGAGAUGAACCAAACUGCCUCCGUCUCGCAUCAAGUGAAAUGCCAGUCCACCAAGAGCAUCAAGGACCUUGGAGGGGGGAGUCCUCCCGCGAGGAACUGGAAGGGAAUAGCCAUCGCUCUGCUGGUCAUCCUGGUGGUCUGCUCCCUCAUAACCAUGUCAGUCAUCCUCCUUACCCCAGCGGACAGCCAGGCCGGGAGCGACACCAAACUCACCGUGGAGGACCUGUUCCGAGCGGAGUUUGUGAUCCAUGACCCGGAAGCUAAAUGGAUCAACGACUCCGAAGUUAUCUACAGGACCCCAGAAGGCCAUGUGAUCAAGUUCAACAUCCUAACCAAUGAAAGUGAGAUCCUUCUGACGAACGCAACGUUUAUUAACUUCAAUGUGGCAAAGUAUUCAAUCUCUCCUGAUUUGAAGUACGUCCUCUUUGCUUAUGAUGUGAAACAGGUGUACCGGCAUUCCUACGUGGCGUCCUACAGCGUCUACAACAUCCACACGCGUGAGGUAUGGGAACUAGACCCUCCAGAGGUCGUCAACUCUGUGCUGCAGUACGCUGCCUGGGGAACUCAGGGUCAACAGCUGAUCUAUAUUUUUGAAAACAACAUCUACUACCAGUCCGACGUCCAGAGCAACUCGCUCCGGCUCACCUCCUCUGGGAAGGAGGGGGUCAUCUUCAACGGGAUUGCUGAUUGGCUGUACGAAGAGGAGGUCCUCCAGACCCAAGUGGCCCACUGGUGGUCUCCAGACGGGGAGCGCCUUGCCUUCCUGGUCCUCAACGACAGCCUGGUGCCCAACAUGGUGCUGCCACGCUUCACCGGCAUGACCUACCCUAGAGGCAAGCAGUACCCCUACCCCAAGGCGGGCCAGGCCAACCCCCAGGUGAAGCUGUACGUGGUCAACCUGUACGGCCCCACCCACACCCAGGAGCUCACCCCCCCAGACAGCCUCAAACUCCGGGAGCACUACGUUACCAUGGUGAAAUGGAUCAGUAAGACCAAGACGUGUGUGCGGUGGUUGAACCGAGCCCAGAACAUCUCCAUCCUCACCGUGUGUGAUACCACGACAGGCGCCUGCGUCAAGAGACAUGAGGAGAGUUCUGAGCUCUGGCUUUCCAAGCAGAAUCAGGAGCCGGUCUUCUCCAGAGACGCCAGCCGCUUCUUUCUCACCGUUCCUGUAAAGCAGGGAGGGCGCGGAGAGUUCCACCACAUCGCCAUGUUCACCACACAGUUCAGAACAGACCAGAACGAGGUUCGUCACCUGACCUCGGGCAACUGGGAGGUGACCAAGAUCGUGGCGUAUGAUGAAGACAACGACAACCUUUACUUUCUCAGUACAGAAGGAUCGCCACGACGACGUCAGCUGUUCAGUGUGAAAACCGUGGGCCUGUUCCCGAGACACUGCCUCACGUGCGAGCUCAACAAAGCCCACUGCCUGUACUUCGAGGCGGACAUCAGCCCCACCAACCAGCACAUCAUCCUUCACUGUAAAGGUCCAGGAGUUCCUACUGUGAUCCUACACAACCUCCAUAAUGCCAAUUACUACAUCCUAGAGAACAACUCCCAGCUAAAGGCAGCGUUGAAAUCCAAGAGGAUCCUACUGACAGACUUCCGGACAGUACAGAUUGAACAUUUUGAUUUACCUCUGAAGAUCUCCUACCCUCCAGACUUCUCUGAAUCCCGUCACUACGGUCUACUUUUACUGAUCGACGGCUCUCCCGGUGGCCAGUCGGUGAAUGACCGCUUCUUUCUGGACUGGGACUCAGCGCUGGUGAGCUCGGAAAACAUCAUUGUGGCCCGUCUAGACGGGCGGGGCAGUGGCUUCCAGGGCCAGAGGGUCCUCCAUGAGCUGCACCAGCGCCUGGGGACCGUGGACGUCCAGGACCAGAUCGCAGCAGUAGAAUAUAUGAUGAAACUCCAAUAUAUUGAUCGAACGAGGAUAGCAGUAUGUGGAAGGGGUUACGGGGCCUACCUGGCGUUAAUGAUGCUGAAGUCUACUGACGGUCUGUUUAAAUGUGCCUGUGCCAUCUCCCCGGUCACAGACUGGACAUUAUACGCAUCAGCCUUCUCAGAGCGAUAUCUGGGAACACCACUAUGGGAUGACAGCAGAUAUCAGUUCUCCAGCGCGCUCCAAAACGCUCAGGCCUUCCGGGAGCAGACACUGAUGCUGGUGCAUGGCACGGCGGAUGCCAAUGUUCACUUCCAGCACACUGCUGAGCUAAUCAAGAACCUGGUGAAAGUUGGAGCGAAUUACACAAUGCAGGCACGUACCAAAAACACCCUGUACACCUGAGGAGCUUGUUAUAUGGUGUACCGUCCCGCUGUACACAUGGGGACCUGUAUACCUACAUACUAUACACACGUGCAUGUACCUUACAAACAAAGUACACAUGCCAGGACCUCGCUGAGGGGGAUAUUGAGAUACUGUUCAUGUUAAGACUAAGCUGUAUGGUAGGAAGAUGUACUAUAGGCAUGAGGACCUAUGUGUUAUGGUUGACUGUUACACAAUGCACCUAAGGGCCUAGGCAUAUGGUUUACUGUAACAAUUUAUAGUAAGGACCUAGGCAUAUGGUUUACUGUAACAAUUUAUAGUAAGGACCUAGGCAUAUGGUUUACUGAAAUACUUUACACAUGAGGACCUGAGCAUGUGCUUUACUGUUACACUUUGUACAUGAGGACCUAGGCAUAUUGUUGACUGAAAGACUUUAAACAUGAGGACCUAGGCAUAUGGUUUAAUUAAACACUUUAAACAUGAGGACCUAGGCAUAUGGUUUACUGUUACAAUAAACACAUAAUGAUACCAAAAUACAUGUGAGGACCUAUGUGUCUGGUAUACUAAUUUAUUAUUCAUGUGAGGACCUAGGUUUCUAGUAUACUGAUAUACUGUUCAUGUGAGGACCUAGGUGUCUGGUAUACUGUUCAUUUUAGGACCUAGGUUUCUGGUAUACUUAUACAUGUCCUAGGUGUUUGUGAUUUUCGAGAUGUCACACAUUUUAACUCAAUCCUUUGUGGAUUGCUAAAUCAAACAAACAGUUCCACAAAAUACAACCAAUCAUCUUCAAUUGUUUUUUCCUGCCAGAUCUACCCAGAUGAGGGUCACUUCCUGUCUCGACAGAGCCGCCAGCACCUCUCUGCCACCCUGACAAGUUUCUACAGGGAAUGCCUACAGGAACAGAUUCUACCGCUCAGCGAGGAAGAGGAGGAGGAGGAGGAGUAGGCGAGUGUCAUAUUGGGGUCAGACCUUUUUGACAUGGCGCCAUCUGCUAUGUAGAAUCUGGCUAAAGAACCCGCUGACGAGGAGCUGUUUGGCGUUUGGAACAAGUGUUCAUCUAGAAGUGGACACCAAGAGCAGUCUCGGCUCGGAAAUGUGUGUAUGGUGCGUGAGGGAGUGUGUGUGUGUGUGCACGUUUGUGCACAUCUGUGUGAGUGUGUCUGUGACCACUGUUCUGGCGUGAGGAACGCGGCUUGUGUGAGUGCGUACGGUUGUGUAUUAUCGUUUCGAAUAGAUCCCUAAAAGGACACCUGUUGACUACAACGAACAGCCAGGACAAAGUAACUCAAUCCCCAGCCCCAAAACUCCACCUCCUCCGACACCACCUCCACUUCCCCCACCUCCCCAAACACCACCCCUAACACAACCCCCAACACAACCUCCACAGCUCCGCAACACCACCCCAACCUCCACACAACACCACCCCCGGCUGCCCCAACACCACCCCCGGCUACCCCAACACCACUUCCACCUCCCCCAACACCACCCCCAGCUCCCCCAAACACACCUACAGCUAGUGUCUUCUCACUAGAAACCCUGGAAUCCUGCGAUCAUCUCUGGGGAAAGCACGGGGGGUUGUCCUCAUUCCCAUCUGUACAGCACGCAUUUCUAUUUAUUUUUUCACCCGCUGGUUGUCUUUGCAGCAGCGAAAAAUUGUAAGGAGGUGGAUGUCUAAUAUCCACACACAGAGGACGCCAGCCCCUUCUUCAUUACCUCUUCACUGAGCUCUGCUACUGAAGUUCAGCACAAAUGGUUCACGGGUGAGUUCACCUCCGAUCCUGAGACUGAGCUCUGCUACUGAAGUUAACACAAGUGAUUCACUGGUGAGUUCACCACCGAGCUUCUCUACUGAGCUCUGCUCCUGAAUUUAACACAAGUGAUACACUGGUGAGUUAACCACCGAGCCUCUCUACUGAGCUCUGCUCCUGAAUUUAACACAAGUGAUUCACUGGUGAGUUCACCACCAAGCCUCUCCACGACAAAGUGCAAUUCCUGCCCGCGUCCUCCACCAUAACUCCAUAUCUACGCUUCAUUUAUUUCUUUCAGGUAACACUUUAGUGAAAAAAAGGAUCUUCUGUGGACAUGUACAAUGCCUUAUAAGGUUCGAUAAACUCUACAAUUAUGUGCUUGGACUUCAACAUCGACGGUUGGUUAAUGCCUGUCUGUGGAAACUCAGGUCCUGCACUAACACCAUCGCACCGUACUGAUUUUGUUCUCAGAAAUGGCUGACUACGUCAAGCGGUAGAGACGUGGAGCGCAACGUGAUGGAUUAUUUUACAAGAUGGCUGCCUUGGUUUGGUAUUGAUUUAAGCAGAAAAUAUGUCCCUCUUGAUAUACUGUGUAAUUUCCCAAUAUUAGCGCUCUAGUUAAAGUGAGAUAUCUGACAAUGAAGUGAGAUCCCAUUUUUUUUAUUGCAAAAAAAACUUGAAAAUGAAACAUAGGUAUAUAUACCUUUAUCAGAAAACAAAAUUAAACUAGUUUUGUAGUCUCAA
Molecule: messenger RNA, 5010 nt
Organism: Gadus macrocephalus (Pacific cod)
Lineage: Eukaryota; Metazoa; Chordata; Actinopteri; Gadiformes; Gadidae
Product: inactive dipeptidyl peptidase 10-like
Exons: 25
Coding region: 257-2539 (760 amino acids)
Biological process (GO): proteolysis
Molecular function (GO): serine-type peptidase activity; dipeptidyl-peptidase activity
Source: RefSeq, a predicted model, not a curated record